This is a messenger RNA of Westerdykella ornata, 822 nucleotides long. RefSeq lists its product as uncharacterized. Gene Ontology annotation, molecular function: nucleic acid binding; protein-lysine N-methyltransferase activity. Gene Ontology annotation, biological process: methylation. Bases 18 to 740 code for a protein of 240 amino acids. The transcript has 5 exons. The record is from RefSeq and is a predicted model, not a curated record. Lineage: Eukaryota; Fungi; Ascomycota; Dothideomycetes; Pleosporales; Sporormiaceae.
CUAAAAAGUCAGCGACCAUGGCGUCAACAGACGUGGAUGAUGAUGUCCCGCAGCUCCCUGCGGACACGUUGGCCCUGCUGAAAGAAUUUUAUGGCGAGAAGGAUGCGAGGCAAAAGCAGUUCGAAGAUCUCAAAGCGAAAGCUGAGGAUGAUUUUGAGGGAAGUUUUUCAAUGGAAGCCUUCACAGAGGAUUGGAAUGCGAGCCAGUUCUGGUACAACGACGAAACAGCCUCCAUUUUAGCCAGACAGCUGCUCGAAGGAGCCACAGACGAAACCCGAAUAGCAGUUGUAUCAGCACCAAGCGCCUUCAUUCAGCUCAAGAAUCUCUUAAAAUCCGGAGAAUAUCAAUGCCGACCAACAAUCAGAUUACUCGAAUUCGAUGAGCGUUUCGGUGUGUUCAAGGAGUUUGUCCAUUAUGACUUCGAGCAUGCUACACGGCUACCCGCUGAACUGAAGGGCUCCUUUGACCGCAUCAUCUGCGAUCCUCCGUUCCUCAGUCAGGACUGCCAGACCAAGGCCGCUCUGACGGUCCGCUGGCUCGCAAAAUCCUGGUCCCAAGAUUCUCUCCGGUUGAUUGUGUGUACCGGAGAGCGAAUGGAAACCUUGAUCCAGAGGCUUUAUGCAAAAGUCGGCGCACAUACUACUACUUUCGAGCCAAAACAUGCCAAAGGACUGAGCAAUGAGUUCAGAUGUUAUGCCAACUUUGAAUGCGAGGAUUGGAAGUGGGCGGAACGGGCAUGAUUUGGGAUUAGCGUAUAUUGUUCAUGUUGACGCCUAUUUUCUGCUUAGCUGUUCGUUAUAACAAUAUACCCCGUUCAGUUUG